Molecule: messenger RNA, 1851 nt
Organism: Bufo gargarizans (Asiatic toad)
Lineage: Eukaryota; Metazoa; Chordata; Amphibia; Anura; Bufonidae
Product: E3 ubiquitin-protein ligase Midline-1-like
Exons: 2
Coding region: 75-1700 (541 amino acids)
Molecular function (GO): protein binding; zinc ion binding
Source: RefSeq, a predicted model, not a curated record
UUUCCAGUCUAUGCCCGGAGGUUUGGAGCGUAGGAAUUGCUGCUUCAUCCAGAGAACACUUGUCUUUCACUGUAAUGAGUCGUGUACAUGAAGAUAGACUGAAGGCCUCGAGAGGGUGUGAUCUGAGUUCCUCCUUUUGCCAUAUGAUGUCUUCUGUUGACCUGAAAGAUGAGCUGACCUGCCCUAUCUGCCUUCAACUCUACACCGAUCCCGUAACUCUGCAGUGCGGACACAACUUCUGCCAGAAGUGUAUGGAGGCCACGCUAGAUACACAGGAGCCAUCUGUAUCCAAUAGCUGCCCUCAAUGCAGAGCUAAAUUUCAUAUACGUCCUGUGCUGAAGAGGAACACCACACUGUGUAACAUAGCGGAGCAUUUUCUUUCUCAGGAAGAACUGGAAGAGUGUAAGGUAUUUUGUACAUCCUGUGAUACUCCUGUGGUUGCUUUGAAAACGUGCCGGUUGUGCAAAGUUUCCCUAUGUGAACUUCACCUGGAAGGACACAGCAAGUCCCCAGAACAUACCUUAAUUCAACCAACAAAUUCCCUCAAGAUUGGUAGAUGCUCUGUGCACAAGAAGGACAUUGUGUAUUACUGCACUGAGGAUGCUGAGUGUUUGUGUGUUUCUUGUUGCCUGGGUGAAAAGCACAGAGGACACAAAGUUGGAUUAUUGAAUGAAGCCUUUAAACAGGAAAAAGAAAAACUAAGGAUUAUUCGAGAAAAUAUCGUCAAAGAAAGAGGAGAGCUUGAAACGAGAGUCCAAUAUCUCCAGGACCACGUAAAUCGCCUACCAAGAAAAGUAGCCGAUGUUACGGAGAGGGUCUCUACCCAUUUUAGAAACCUCAUGAUGAAGCAAGAUACAUUAAAGAAUCAGGUUAUGAAAGAGAUCACUAAGCAAAAAGGUCGGGUGUCAAUGUCUGUCUCUAAACUGACCCAGCAGCUGAAAUUGAAGAAGGACUAUCUUUCCAGUAAAAUAUCUACUAUAGAUGAGCGAUGUCAUAUGAUGGAUCCGUUACUCUUCUUACAGGCAGACAGAGAGGUCUUUGCUGAGGUGAUGUCCGAUAACAACAAUAACCUAAAAAUGACCGAACCUGAUGAUCUGGCUGAAGAUGUGAUCAGCCAGACCCUGAGCACUGGUAUAGUGAACAUCAUUUCAAGCCUACAGAAGGGCUACUAUGUGCAGGAGGCUUCUGGCAUAUUGCUGGAUGUCAACACCGCUUCUAAUGAUGUAUUUAUCUCGGAUGACCUAAAAACUGCUUCCUGGUCGGAAGUCCAUCUUGGUCGUCCCUUAACCCGAGAGAGAUUUGUGAUUCGUAGAGUUUUAAGUGUGAAGGGUUUUUCUGAUGGAAGACUUUACUGGGAUGUAGAAGUAAGUAAGGAGGGAGGAUGGAGAGUGGGAAUGACCUAUGCAAGUAUAGGAAGAAAAGGAAAAUAUUCCCUCAUUGGAAAUAAUAAGUCGUCGUGGGGUCUGCGUGGAAUUAAUAAGCUAUAUUCAGUAAGGCAUGACCGGAAAGAAAUCCCAUUAGUAUACAGAGCUACCUGCUAUAAAGUGAGGAUCUAUCUGGAUUAUAUGGCUGGACAGCUGUCUUUCUAUGAGCUGGAUGACUCGAUGAGACACUUAUAUACUUACAAUGCCACCUUCACCGAGGCUCUGUACCCAGUGAUCGUUGUGUGGUCUAAUGCUUGGGUGAGGGUCUUAAGUUAGGCUUGUUUCAAUAUACUAUAUAUCAGGCUGCCUCAAAUUACAGCCAGUGAGAAAGCAGGGAGGAUCCUAAUGCAGAGAGAUACUGACGUUAAAGGCAAUGAGAUGUGGAUGCUGCAGCCACAUCUGCUGAAUAAAUGUUAAUUCAUCUUAA